UCCAAGUGUUUAUUUUGAUUGAAGAGGCGUCCAUUUCGUUCCGUCUAGAAGGUGAACAUGAGAACGAGAAUGCAAGUGCUCCGAAUGAAGAGUCUUCUCCUGAAGGUGAAGCUGAUAUACAACCAUGUUCAUCAAGCCAAGUCACACUCCAAGAAAAUUAUGACUCUCAAAGUAAACCGAAUGAAAAAAGGCCAUUUGCUGUCUGAAACUAAACGGAAAGUGGCAAAUACACAAAAGAAACUAGCUGAAGAUGAGAUACAGCACAAAAAAGAAAUGCAUGAAUUGGAGAAGAAGAAUAAAAUGGAAAUGCAUCAAUUAGAGAAGAAAAAGAAAAUGGAAAUGCAUGAAUUAGAAAAAGAAUACCUUUCAAUUAGAAUUCUACAAGUGAAAAGAGAGUUGCAGAAGGUUCAAGAAAAAAAAAAGUGUCUUGUAAUAAAAAUUAGUCUUUGUGAUUGUGGUUUUAAUGUAUUUUUGCCUUUCAAAAAAUAA
Molecule: messenger RNA, 489 nt
Organism: Gryllus bimaculatus (two-spotted cricket)
Lineage: Eukaryota; Metazoa; Arthropoda; Insecta; Orthoptera; Gryllidae
Source: the annotation of a GenBank genome assembly